AGUCUCCAUCUUCCCAGCCUUUCUCCUCCGGGUCCUGGCCUCCUACGAAGCCACACCCGUGCGGACCAGCGCCCGGGAGGAGUCUGAUAAUUGACUUAAGUUCAACAAAAGAAAAAAAGUGAGCUCGGAGACACUGGAGCACAGGCUCCUCCGGCGGAGCUGCGAAGGGCUCCCGGCCCCGGGCCCCAACCUGCUGGGACGCCCGGCCGGACCCCGCCCGGCCCGCGGGGAGCACGGAGGGACGCGCCGGCGGCCGCAGGUUCAUGAGUGGCGUUUUGGACAGGGGGCCCGGUGUGGGAACCCAGAGCCAGUUCACUGAACUGCCGCUGUCCCAGCCCCACGAGUGUCUGGGAAGGUAUAAAAGACUCCAACCCCGCAAAGAUGCUGAAACAGAUCCUGUCGGAGAUGUACAUAGAUCCUGAUCUGCUGGCAGAGCUGAACGAGGAACAGAAACAGAUCCUGUUCUUCAAGAUGAGGGAGGAGCAGGUCCGCCGCUGGAAAGAAAGAGAAGCAGCGAUGGAAAAACAGGAGUCCCUGCCAGUGAAACCCAGGCCGAAGACAGACAACAGCAAAUCCGUUCACUGGAAGCUGGGAGCCGACAAUGAGGUCUGGGUCUGGGUGAUGGGUGAACAUCACCUGGACAAACCCUACGACGUGAUCUGUGAUGAGAUCCUCGCGGAGAGGGCGAGGCUGAAGGCCGAGCAGGAGACGCCGGAGCUCAGAAAAGCUCAGCCCGGAGAGCUCAGCAGCAGCUCGAAAUCAAAGCUGCCGUCCUCCGAGGGGCGGGCGCCCGGUGCCGGGGGGACCGGGAACGUGGGCGAGAAGGCGGCAGAGGUGCGGACGCCGGGCCGAGGCUGCAGGCCGGCUGCACCACUCGCAGAGCAGAAAGCACCCCUGUCCUCCAGCUCCUCAAGAAAUAUUCACCAAAUGUUGGCAGAUUCUGUCAGUCGUAUAAAGGAUUUCGGAUUUCACCAGAAGAAAGUGUCAGUGAAGCAAACACAAGAUGAAGAAAUAAAACAAACAGAUGAAGAGAGAACCAAGGAGAUUUAUACAAACUGGAAAGAAGAUUCGGAGUGGCAGGCUUCUUUGCGAAAAUCCAAAGCCGCUGAUGAGAAGCGGCGCUCCCUGGCCAAGCAGGCCCGUGAGGACUACAAGCGGCUGUCGCAGCGGGGGAGGAGCGGCAAGGGGCAGCAGGGCCCCCCGGGCGGCCCCCCGAAACCCAAGAGGCCCCCGCUCCCCCCCAAGCCUCAUUUCCUGAGCCCAGCAGGACAGCCACACACACCUCUCAGGAAUCAGAGAGUGACGAGGCCGGCGUCCAGCCCAGCCCAGGAGGACAUCAGGCGCUGGUUCCGGGAGGAGCAGCUUCCUCUGCGGGCGGGCUACCUGGCGGACUCGGACAGCAUCGCCCCCUGGUUCCACGGAAUCCUCACCGUAAACAGAGCGAAUGAGCUUCUGAGCACCUGCGUGCCGGGCAGCUUUCUGAUCCGGGUCAACGAGAAGGUCAAGGGCUACGCCCUGUCCUACCAGUCUGAGGACGGCUGCAAGCACUUCCUCAUAGAUGCCUCCUUGGACUCAUACAGCUUCCUUGGCGUGGACCAGCUGCAGCACGCCAGCCUGGCCGAGCUGGUGGAGUACCACAAGGAGGAGCCCAUCACCUCCCUGGGGAAGGAGCUCCUUCUGUACCCCUGUGGUCAGCAGCAAGAGCCGCCCGACUACCUGGAGCUGUUUGAGUGACAGCCCUGCAGCCAGCAGACCCCACGGCUGUGGACACACGUGAGAAGCCACGGCGAGCCGACCCCGAGCAAGUGAAAGGACCCUUGAGGUUCCAUGAAGAUCUCUGCACGCAUGCUAGAGUUUCACGCCAAGAGGGAAUCACCUCCUCCAGCAAUAAAGGGGGAUGAGCCCGCAAUUCCGCAGCUCCUAACACGAAGGCCACAACACUAACGACGUGUGAGACAAACCAAGAAACUGGUACCUGGUAGGAGUCAAGUGCGAGCGAAAUCGCUUCGGUCGUGUCCGAUUCUUUGUGACCCCAUGGGCUGUAGCCCGCCAGCCUUCUGUCCAUGGGGAUUCUCCAGGCGAGACUACUGGAGUGGGUUGCCAUGCCCUCCUCCAGGGGAUCUUCCUGACCCAGGGAUCAAACCCACAUCUUACAUCUUCGGCAUCAGCAAGCGUGUUCUUUACCACUAGCGCCACCUGGGAAGCUGGUCGGAAUAAAGGGACACCUCAAAACCAGACUCUCCCGCGGCCUCACGGGAAGGUCUCAGGCUCCUGUGCAGGUGAGGUUCAGGUGACAUUGGGGGCUGAGCCGACCGCCCCCACCCACCUCACUCACUGGGCGUGUGGCAGCCAGGGUGCAGGACACACAGGGAGAACGGUUUGAAUGAGGAAUUUGAAGGUGUCAGAAGAGGGGCUUCACGUGGACAGAAAUACCCUGGGCGAGGGCAGGAGGCGAGGGACCGUGAGUGAGGUGGUUUCCCGGCUCUGGGGGAGCAGGCAGGGCUCUAGCCAGGACCACAGAGAAGGAAGGGGGAAGCCCCACAAGUGACUGGUGUUGGCAGACGGAGCAGGGCAUUUGGGGGAGUGCCCUGGACACUGUGUCCUGGGAUGAGACCGCCCCCGCCCGCACCUGAACGUGACCUUAUUUGAAAACAGGGUCUCUGGGGCUGAGGUCAGACCACAUGAGGGUGGGCCCAAGGCCAACAGCUGGCGUUCUGACAAGGAGAGGGGGCUCUGGAAGCGGAGGCACAUGAGGCAGAGUCACGAGUGAGGAGCUGCAAACCCGGGGACAGGGGCCCGUAGGGCGGCUGGAGCCCCCCUCCCCAGGGCCCUG
This is a messenger RNA of Budorcas taxicolor (takin), 2833 nucleotides long. RefSeq names its product SH2 domain containing 4A (gene SH2D4A). The coding region runs from base 382 to 1734 and encodes 450 amino acids. The record is from RefSeq and is a predicted model, not a curated record. NCBI's taxonomy places the organism in Eukaryota, Metazoa, Chordata, Mammalia, Artiodactyla, Bovidae. Gene Ontology annotation, molecular function: phosphatase binding. The transcript is spliced from 11 exons. Gene Ontology annotation, cellular component: cytoplasm.